Molecule: messenger RNA, 2542 nt
Organism: Diabrotica virgifera virgifera (western corn rootworm)
Lineage: Eukaryota; Metazoa; Arthropoda; Insecta; Coleoptera; Chrysomelidae
Product: ABC transporter G family member 23-like
Exons: 16
Coding region: 272-2389 (705 amino acids)
Cellular component (GO): membrane
Molecular function (GO): ATP hydrolysis activity; ATP binding; ABC-type transporter activity
Source: RefSeq, a predicted model, not a curated record
UUUGCUUUACGAAUAUAAGAUGUGGAUUUAUGUUGUUUACUUAUUCUAAUUAACUUCGAUCUUUAAAGUAAGCCCACAGUUCUGUUAAUAUCGGUGAAAAAUAUUUAUAGGAAUAUUUUUGUCGAGAUUUAUUGUGGUAGUGAUCCCAUAAGUAAAUCGUGAGCACAAAUCCAGAGAAAAAACCUCAUGAUACUAUCCCGACAUGGUAGUGAUCCCAUAAGUAAAUCGUGAGCACAAAUCCAGAGAAAAAACCUCAUGAUACUAUCCCGACAUGACGAUGCAUGACAACUAUGCUGUUUAUGUCGACAGAGUAGUCAAGAAGUAUGGCCAAAAAGAAAUUUUGUCAGGACUAUCCAUGAAAGUGGAGAGAGGAGUUAUAUACGGCUUAUUAGGCUCAAGUGGAUGUGGAAAGACGACCUUGCUCAAUAGUAUUGUUGGUCGCAAUAAAAUCGAUGGGGGUGAAGUAUGGGUCCUGGGAGGAAAACCAGGGCAACCAGGAAGCGGUGUACCAGGUCCUAGAGUAGGCUACAUGCCUCAAAACAUUGCACUUGUUGGCGAAUUUACUGUACAAGACGCUAUUUACUAUUUCGGAAGAAUUUUUUUAAUGGACGAAGAUGUAAUAGCUACGAGGUAUAGAGAACUACAUAAACUUCUGGAACUGCCUCCGAACGACAGAUAUUUGAAAAAUUGCAGCGGUGGUCAGCAAAGACGUGUUUCGUUAGCAGUAGCGUUAGUACACAAUCCAGAGUUAGUAAUCAUGGAUGAGCCAACUGUCGGAAUGGAUGCAGUUUUAAGAGAAAGAAUAUGGAACCAUCUAGUAAAAAUAACGAGGGAAGGUACUUCUGUGAUUGUUACCACACAUUAUAUAGAGGAAUGUAGGCAGGCUAACAAGAUAGCCUUAAUGCGAGAUGGAAUUCUUUUAACCGAAGAAUCUCCAACACGAUUGCUCACUUUGUUUAACAGCGAGACACUGGAACAAGUUUUUCUGCAGUUGAGCCAACAACAAGAAGCAGGAAAUUUAACAGGACUACCGGAACUGAUCGAAGAAGUGCAGAAUAUUCGACUUCAACAAAAUGGUGGUUCCGUGAGCAAUACAUCUAUAAAUGAAAUUGUUCGCCAAUCUACAGAAGUAUUAACAAAAAAACAAAUUCUCAAAACGAAAGACGCAUUAAGCAGAACUAGAAUGAAAGCCUUGUUAGAUAAAAAUUGGAAGCAGUUUUACAGAAAUGUUACGGGUGUUUUAUUUUUAUUAACUUUUCCAAUACUAACAGUGGUUAUAUUCAUGGGUGUGGUUGGGGGAGACGCAUUAGACACACCACUAGGCAUUGUCAACAACGAAGCCAUGACGAUCACUUGUCCUAAUUUCUCUAAAAAUGGAACCGCUUUUGUAGGAGCAGAUAGGUACUGUCACUUUAAGAACCUGAGUUGUAGAUUUUUGACGUAUUUAGAUGAUCCAAUGAUUAAGAAGAUUCAGUUUAAUAAUUUAGAAGAAGCCAAGGAUGCUGUAGUACAUGGAAAAAUUAUUGGUGCUAUGUAUAUGGAUUCCAAUUUUACAUCAUAUUUAAAUGAGAGAAUAGAAAAUGGACGGUAUGCUGAUAGUGAAACUCUUUCGUUAAGCGAGAUCAAGGUGUGGAUGGAUAUGUCUAACAGACAAAUUGGAGCAGCUCUAAAAUACAAACUUCUUAAUCUCUACUCCAAAUUUCAAAACGAACUUUUUGAUGACUGUCAGUAUACACAUGGAAAUAUGCCAUUAAAGUUUGAUUUCUUUUAUGGUCGAAACGAUGAGCCAUUUAUAUUAUUCAUGAUUCCUGCAUGUCUUAUAACGAUUAUGUUCUUUAUGGGAUCAAUGAUGACUUCUCAGAUAAUAAUAACAGAGCGACACGAAGGAAUUUGGGAUAGAUCUAUCGUUGCUGGAGUAACUUCCCUAGAGAUAACUUUAACCCAUAUAGUCCUACAAGCUUCCGUUUGUGUUAUACAAACUAUAGAAGCUUUAUUUGUAGCGUAUCUAUAUUACAAACAUGAAUUUAUGGGCAAUAUGGUGUUAAUGUUCUUUUUAAUAUAUUUAUCUGGGAUUUGUGGAAUAUCAUAUGGAUUUUGGAUCUCAGUAGUAAGCGUCAACCAUUUAGUAGCCAACCUAGUAAUUACUGGUAUGUUUUUUCCCAUGAUGUCAUUAUGUGGUUUGAUGUGGCCUAUUGAAGGCAUGCCCUUGGCAUUAAGAUUUAUUUCCAAAUGUACGCCAGUAACAAUACCGAUAGAAUCGUUCAGAAACGUCUUCAAAAAGGGUUGGACUUUGGAUAACUUCGAGGUGUAUAAUGGAAUUUGUGUUGCGUUAUUUUGGACAUUAUUUUUUGCUGUUUUGAGUGUAAUAACGAUUAAAAGAAAACGUUGAGAAACGAAGAAAGAAUCUUUGUAAAAUUUUAAAUUUGAUUGUUGUACAAACUUCAAGUAAUAUACAAUUUAGGCAUUAUUUUAUAAUUAUACAAUUCUAAUUUAUAAAUACACCGUAAGAUAUACAUUCUACUAGGUUUAGCUAUAAUUUUGU